GGAGGAAGAAAAAGAAGAAGAAGAAGACUGUGGUAUAAUCGGUCCUCGGAGUGAGUCUGACUGAACCUCUGCUGUAACAUUUAAAGUCAGCCAAUGAAAACCGUAGCAGUUCUCGGAGGAGGUAUCGGGGGUUUGGCUGCCUCUUUCUACCUGUGCAAGAACCCCCAGGUUGCCAAGGUAAUCGUUCUGGAGUCCAGCAGUCGUUUUGGUGGUUGGCUGUGGUCACUGAGGCGGCCCGAUGGGGCCGUGUUUGAACUGGGACCGAGGGGGAUUCGACCUGCUGGGGCAGUGGGAACCAACACACUCAAUAUGGUGGACGAUCUGGGUCUGGAGGGAGAUAUUCUUCCAGUUUCCUACAAUCAUGUUGCCUCUAAGAACCGCUUUCUGUAUGUCAAUGGCCAGCUCCACAAGUUGCCUUCUGGAAUAAGUGGAAUUUUGAAAACAGUCGCUCCAUUCUCCCGGCCCCUUCUGUUCAGUCUCCUCACUGAGCUCUUGGUAAAGAAAGGAAGAGAAGAGGAUGAGUCCAUUCAUUCAUUUGUCUCCAGGAGGCUUGGAAAGGAGUUGGCAGACCUCGCUGUGGACAGUUUGUGUCGGGGUGUGUUUGCGGGGGACUGUAAGAAGCUGAGUGUGCGCUCCUGCUUCCCUUCGCUCCACAUGGCUGAGCAGCAGAGAGGUUCCCUGACUCUGGGCUUCCUGCUGGGCUCAGGUUCAGCACCUGCGAUUACUCCGGGACAUCUGGCUCAGAGAGCGAAGAGAGAGGCCUGGGCUCAGUGGUCUCUAAAGAGGGGAGUGGAAACCUUGCCAGAGUCCAUCACUGAGUUCCUCCAACAGAGCGGCAAGGUGGAGCUGCACAGGGAUGCAGCUGUAAAACAAAUAAUUCCCACAACAUCUGGAUGGAAGGUCCAUAUGGAAGAUGGUGUAAUAUCAGCUGAUCACAUCAUGUCUGCUCUACCAGCUAAAGCCCUGUCCUGCAUCCUGCCCCCCUCCUGCCAGGAUCUUGUCCAGCAGCUGCAGGACAUCUCAACAGUGACUGUGGCUGUGGCCAGUCUGGAGUAUGAGGGCUUCAUCCUCCCAGUAACGGGUUUUGGCCACCUUGUUCCUUCAUGGGAAGACCCAGGUUUACUCGGGAUAGUCUAUGAUUCUGUUCCCUUUCCUCAGCACAACAGACAGACUGGACAGACAACAAGGCUGACGGUCAUGAUGGGAGGUGCCUGGUUCCAGAAUGUGUUUGGGGCCCCCCAGGCUGUCUCAGCAGACAGCCUCUUAGCGAGGGCCACCGAGGCAGUGCGCUGCCACUUGGGACACCUUGUGGCCCCCAGCUGGAGUCAUGUGGCUCUUCACAGGGAUUGUAUACCUCAGUAUCACCUUGGACACUUUCAGAGAGUAGACACCAUGCGAACCUUCAUAAAGAACAAUAACCUACUGCUGUCUCUGAUUGGCUCAGCAUAUGAUGGUGUGUCUGUGAAUGAUGUCAUCUUCAGUGGACGAACAGCUGUAGCAGAGUUGUUGGGAGGCGGAGUUUGAUGCAACAUGAGCAACAGAUCUGAUUCUCAUCUUGAAAUGCAUUAAUGGAGUUUAUUUAAUUUUCUGAGAAACCUUCAAAUAUUUUGUCCCCAUUUUUAAGGGAACUGUAUUUCUAUGUCUUUAAAGUGUAACUGAGCCCUCUCUGAAAGCAUCAAAAUUGGACAAAUUAUGAAAAACUCAAGAAAGUGGUGAGAGCCAAAACGCACUCAGGGGUGUUGCCUAAUGUGUGGAUGAUUGGAGGGGAAAGAAUGGCUCUCUCUUCCUGUGGUGAGGAAGAGAGAAACAACAUUGUUCUAAACUGACAUUUUUCUAUUUGUAAUUAAGAAACAAACUAGCGACAGAUUGAACAACUUUUUUCUGACUGGUUGCCAGUGAAAUUCAUCAAGCUGCUUUGCUCCUCAAGCUAGCGUAGCUCGCAAGAAAUGCAACAUUUUUCUAAGAAGAAAAAGACCAAAGGAAGCGUCCAGCAGCCCUGCUGUGGACGGCUCUGCUGAAUGAAACCACAGGGCAAGAAAAUAAAUGUCAUGUGAUUGAUAUAAAAUGCUACAUAUUCUUAUCAGAAUAGGGGAUUGUGAUGAAAGUGUAUUAUUUUGUAAUAAAAUCAUAGUAUAUUUGAAAUACAAUUUUUUGCCAGAGAUUGUGGAUUUGAGAAGACACACCUGAACAAACCCUCUCUGUUCUAUGGAUUAAUUAACCAGCAGCCAGAGUUAAACUGAUCACAUUCGUUAACAGCUGCUCUUCUGACUCUUGUGACACAUUCAGGCUGUUUUAAUGACUUGGACAACAAAUCACAGAGGAAUACUUUUACUUUAUGAUUUAUUGGCUAAGGCGAUCUAUAAAAACCUUUUCUACCUUUUCCUCUUCCGAAUCAGGCACCAUUGCUACUUUACAGCCAUGAAAGAACUUUGAGGUGACGCAUUAAUUGAAUGUCCACAUCAUCUCAAUGCCUUUAUAUUCUGCUUUUAGUUCAGUGAACUCAUUGUUGGAUUCAAGAGAUCAGUCUGAGAUGAUUACUUGGAUUGGCUGUGGUGUUGACAUGAUGCUCAAUUGGUACUAAUGGACCCAAAAUGUGCCAGGAAAAUAUCCCCCACACCACUGAACCACCAGAACCCUGAACUGUUGAUACAAAGCAGGAUGGGUCCAUGCUUUCAUGUUGUUGAUGCCAAAUUCUGACCCCACCAUCUGAAGGUCACAGCAGAAAUCAAGACUCAUCAGAACAGGCAACAUUUUUCCAAUCCUCUAUCGUCCAAUUUUGGUGAGCCUGUGUCAAUUGUAGCCUCAGUUUUCUGUGUUCAGCUGACAGUAGUGACACCUGGUGUGGUCUUCUGCUGCUGUAGCCCAUCCGCCUCAAGGGUCAAUGUGCUGACUUCUGGCAUCAACAAGGCAUUUGCGCCCACAGAAUUGCUACUCACUGGAUAUUUUCUCUUUUUCUAACCAUUCUCUGUAAACACUAGAGAUGGUUUUGUGUGAAAAUCCCACUAGAUCAGUAGUUUCUGAAAUACUCAGAUCAGCCCAUCUGGCACCAACAACCACGCCACGUUCAAAGUCACUGAAGUCACCUUUCUUCCUCGUUCUGAUGCUCAGUUUGAACUGCAGCAGAUCAUUUUGUCUACAUGCCUAAAUAUAUGGAGCUGCUGAUUGGUUGAUUCAACAUUUGCAUUAAUGAGCCGUUGGGCACGUGUACUUAAUAAAAUGGCCAGUGAAUGUACUUGAUAACCAGCGAGCUUCUCUCCUCUGGUCUGUUUAAAAACUCCAGUCUCAGAUCAACUCAGCCUUCCAGCACAGACAGCAGCAGAAACAGCAAUAUUGUACCUGUUGGGGAAAAACUAGAUUAAUUUGCUUUGCAUUGUCCCCACAUGAUGACAAUAAUGCAUCAUGUGGGGUCUGUUGCGCCUCUUGAACCUUGAUGGGACAUUGCAGUAGACGCAGACUGGCACUCCAAAAUGUUUAUCAAAAUUGAAUCAGCAUAGCUGCAUUAUUCCAAUCAAUGCUUACCAAGCGUUCUAGUGCUGCAAACUGCAGAACUGUUCUGUAAACUGGAUGGAUUGAAGAACUAUUUGGACUAAAAGACUUAAAGUUCAACAGUUUGUCCCUAAGCAAGCAGAGUUCUUUUGAAUGGAUACAUUUACAAAUAAACUGUUUUAAAGCCAGACUGCUGCUAUUGAAGUAAUGCAGAUAGUGUGUGUUUGCAUACGAGUUUUCAUAUGCAUUUUUUUUAACCAGGCAAAAAAAAAAAAAAACUCCUAAUGAGAUUUGAUUGAUCACACUCGAAGUUUUCCGUUUUUAAAAAAUAAAUAAAUACAGUACACUCUUA
Messenger RNA from Poeciliopsis prolifica (blackstripe livebearer), 3838 nucleotides. RefSeq names its product protoporphyrinogen oxidase (gene ppox). Gene Ontology annotation, molecular function: protoporphyrinogen oxidase activity, oxygen as acceptor. Gene Ontology annotation, biological process: heme biosynthetic process. The coding region runs from base 94 to 1524 and encodes 476 amino acids. The record is from RefSeq and is a predicted model, not a curated record. Gene Ontology annotation, cellular component: mitochondrial inner membrane. The transcript has 13 exons. NCBI's taxonomy places the organism in Eukaryota, Metazoa, Chordata, Actinopteri, Cyprinodontiformes, Poeciliidae.